This is a messenger RNA of Anopheles merus, 3512 nucleotides long. It is a transcript of the gene ChLD3, whose product is annotated as chitin deacetylase 1. The transcript has 5 exons. The record is from RefSeq and is a predicted model, not a curated record. Gene Ontology annotation, biological process: carbohydrate metabolic process. NCBI's taxonomy places the organism in Eukaryota, Metazoa, Arthropoda, Insecta, Diptera, Culicidae. Gene Ontology annotation, cellular component: extracellular region. Bases 1929 to 3506 code for a protein of 525 amino acids. Gene Ontology annotation, molecular function: protein binding; chitin binding; hydrolase activity, acting on carbon-nitrogen (but not peptide) bonds.
GGCGGAUCUAAUGGUAAGCGGACUAGGCGGUCGCCUGGGGCCCCACCGAUUUAGGAGCCCCGUAGAUCGCUAGUUUUUAGUAUGCCGUAUGUAUUACAUGUAUGCCAUAGGGACAGAGUAAAAAAGAUAGAAUACAUUCCGACAGUUUUUUAUAAACAUGGUUAACUCGAACCCUUGGACUAGGACAACAACCAGAUAUUAAAGCGAUACGUUUCCUAUAAUCUAAAAAUAUGUUGAACCUAUUCGGGAACUUUUGGAGAAUUGCGCAUCAGACUCAUCUACGGAGACCAUUAGAGUCAUUAGAAUUGUAAUAGAAAUUACCAAUCAUCAUUUGCAUUAUUUCGUUUUUUGUGAACUGAAAUGAAAUGAAAAGUGAAAUGAGCACUGAACCAGAUUGGAAACAUGCGAGAAAACGCAUCGCUGGCAAUUAAACCACUUUGGUGGCGCGUCACGACGCAACCGACGCUGUUUCCGUUCCCUGACCUACGGCAACGUGCAAAAUCUUCGUGUGUUGUGCGUUUCUCUCCAAUGCAGAUAAAGAGCUGAAGCUUUUGAGAGAAAUAAGACACGUAUGGGCCAUACAUAGAUUGAAGAAUCUAAUUCAAAGUAUCGUAAGUAAUAUUCUCAAAUAAGUAAACACUACUAAAAAGAGGCCGAAAUGUUUCGAAACAUAACAAAGACAUCGUCCCACUACAAAAAAAAACAACCACCCCACACGGAACUGACACCGGAACGAAUGUGAGCACCAGCGGAAAGGAAAGUUUCAUCUCUUCGCUCUCGCAGCAUCGUCGCUGCUUGCCGUUUGCUGCAUAUCCCGCGCGCGCCUCGACGACUUUCUUUGCGCCAACGCUUCACGCUCAGAGCGGGCUUGCGCCAUGUGCCGUCGCAGAGCAGAGCAUACCGCCCGUGCCCGUGCGGUAGAUGGUAGAUGAUGUUAUAAAACUAACGGUUUAAUUGAAAUGCUCCCCCAUUUACCGGCGAGAGAUCGGAGCGUGCGCACGUGCUUCAACAUCGGUGCUGCUCCCUGCGUGCGUGCGCGUGUGCUUUGGUGCGCGUUUUGUGUUCUUCAAGUGGUUUUUUUGUGUGAACAAGUAGUAGUGCUUCCUAGUUGACAUCGUUCUUAUAGUUCCCGGAAAAGAAAGCGCCUUGCGAAGGUCCUAGCGUUGAACGGUGCAAGGGAAGAAACCAGUUCUUGUUACGGUGCUUGCGCUUUUUUUGCGCUCCAAGUGAAAGGAGCAGGAUUAGAGUAGAGAGAAGCAACAGGAACGUAACCGUCUCCUCCUCAUCCCAACGGAACUGCACGGCAGACACACAGAAACACACAACCGCCCACCUCGAAACGUGUGUGUGUGUGAAUCGCGCGGUGGCGCGUGCAUGGUGAAAGUAAAAGUGGAAAAGUCGCACAAAAUCGGACCCGCCAGUAGCAUCGGCUGCGAAACAUAACCCGCCCGUGCGAUUCGGCGCGAGUGAUACGCGUUUUUUUUGCCCAAAGGCGGUUCCAAUCGUUGCGUUAGUUUCAGCCAGUCGGUGGAGGAGAUCUGCAGGAUCGUGCCGUUUGUAAAGUGGAAAGUGAAACUGUGAAAGCUUCCAGAACGGUUGUUCGGCCACCGGGUGUGUGCAAGAAGUGCAAGAAAAGACGCCCGCAAAACACGUGUCCGCGGGACGGCCGCUCAUGGCCGGUGAGCAUGGCAAGGUGGUGAAGUGAUACAUAAUUUAUUGUACCAGUUUUAUCGCACCCAAACAACAACCAUCGAUCUUGGCCCUCUCUGGGGGUGCACACUUCUUCAAGCGAUUGCGCGCGCGUUUGCUUUUGGAUGCUGCUCUAAGGAAGACGACCAUCGGAGCGGUGACAUCGGAAGACCAGAGAAGAAGAGAAGGAGCGUAACGACGCACACACACAACAGCAACAACAACAAAAAUCAACCGGAAUGGGUCUAUUUUUAUGCUACACGCUGCUGACGCUCGCGGUCACUUUCACUGGAAAUGCGUACGGUGGCAACCUGGUGAAGCGGAGUCUCAAAAACACGGUUCUCUGCCUCGAGGAUGGACGGUUUUACAGAAAUCCGGACCGACCCGAGCACAAGAUGUGGACCAACGCCGAGUGUGCCAAGUACUAUCUCUGCCUGGACGGGGAAGUGUUCGAGUUUAAGUGCUCCGUCGGGCUGCUGUUCGAUGUGUCGCGGCAAAUCUGCGACUUUAAACAGAAUGUAGACAACUGCGACGUUACGGCAGAAAAGCGCGUUCCAAAACCGCUGCUGGAAAAUGCCAAAUGCGAGGAACGGUCACAGCUGGGCUGCGGCGACGGGACGUGCCUACCGAACGAGUACUUCUGCGACGGUUCGGUCGACUGUGAGGACGGUUCGGACGAGGGCUGGUGCGACGUGGAGAACGAUCCGAACGCGGCCGACCCGUGCGAUCUGUCCGUGUGCGAGCUGCCGGACUGUUUCUGCUCCAAGGACGGUACGGUCAUCCCGGGCCGGCUGGAGCGCUACCACACGCCGCAGAUGAUUCUGCUCACCUUCGACGAUGCGAUCAACUUCGAGAACUGGGAGCUGUACACGGAGAAGAUCUUCACGCCGGGCCGCAAAAACCCGAACGGGUGUCCGAUUCGGGCGACGUUCUUCAUCUCCCACCAGUACACCAACUACGCCCAGGUGCAGCGGGCGUGGAACGACGGGCACGAGAUUGCGGUCCACUCGAUCACGCACCGGGGGCCGGAAGAGUGGUGGUCGCGCAACGCCACCAUCGAGGACUGGUUCGACGAGAUGGUGGGCCAGGCGAACAUUAUCAAUCGCUUCUCGAACGUGCGCAUGGAGGAGCUGCGCGGGAUGCGGGUGCCGUUCUUGCGCGUCGGCUGGAACAGGCAGUUUCUGAUGAUGAAGGAGUUUGGCUUCGUGUACGACUCGUCGAUGGUGGCCCCGUUCUCGAAUCCGCCGCUGUGGCCGUACACGCUCGACUACAAGAUGCCGCACGCGUGCAACGGCAACAAUCAGUACUGUCCCUCCCGCAGCUACCCGGGCAUCUGGGAGCUGGUGAUGAACCAGCUCGAGGCGGGCGAGUACACGUGCGGCAUGGUGGACACCUGCCCGCCGCACAUGAACGGCGAGGACGUGUACCGGAUGUUUGUGCACAACUUUAAGCGCCACUAUCACUCGAACCGGGCACCGCUCGGCCUGUACUUUCACUCCACGUGGUUCCGCAAGCAGGAGUAUCUCGACGCUUUCCUGAGAUUCCUGGACGAUAUGGCAAAGUAUCCGGAUGUGUACUUCGUCACCAACCAUCAGGCGAUCGAGUGGAUGCGCAAUCCGACCACCUCGAACCAGCUCGGCCACUUCGAGCCGUGGCAGUGCCGCCCGAAGCAGCUCGACCCGCAGGAGCAGGCGUGCAAUCUGCCCCGCACCUGCAAGCUGCACAGUCGCGUCCUGCAGCAGGACCGCUACCUCUCCACCUGCAACGAAUGUCCGGCACAGUAUCCAUGGAUACGGAACGAGUUCGGAUUGGACUGAGCAGAG